ACUUUAAAAAAGUGACGAGUUCAAGGACUGUGACAUUUUCAGAAUUGAAAGCAAAAUCUAUGGUUACGCAUGGAUGAACAAAGCGGUAAUGAUUCACAUGCUGACUAUUGUAAGCAGGAAUCUUCUAUCCCAUCAUUUAUUUUUUCGUCUUACUGUCUACCUUUUGUCCUCAAGAAAAAAAAAAAAACCAACCAAAAUCUAGGCUAUGGCUAAGAAUUAUAAUCGAUGGAGGAAUUUUAUCCGUUCUAUUUAGGGGAGCACUGCAAUAAAAUAAACAGAAGAUUGCAUAUUCUAGGCACAACCAUAACGUACAUUCUGACUAUUCUGGCGAUAAAACGACAAAAAUUAAGAUUAUUGAUUAUUGGCAUUAUUCAAGCUUAUGCUUUCGCCUGGUUUGGCCACUUUGUUUUCGAGCAGAAUAAGCCUGCUACUUUUAGAUACCCUAUUUGGUCUUUUAGAGGAGACAUGAAAAUGUGGUUUGAGAUCAUGACAGGAAAGCGAGCACUUUAGGGCAUAUAGCAAAGACAUAAAUAGGUGCACCUUUAUUGAAUGCAUUUGGUAGUGAUU
This is a messenger RNA of Mycotypha africana, 567 nucleotides long. RefSeq lists its product as uncharacterized. The coding region runs from base 226 to 510 and encodes 94 amino acids. Lineage: Eukaryota; Fungi; Mucoromycota; Mucoromycetes; Mucorales; Mycotyphaceae. The record is from RefSeq and is a predicted model, not a curated record. The transcript is spliced from 5 exons.